Sphenostylis stenocarpa is the source of this 591-nucleotide messenger RNA. The record is from the annotation of a GenBank genome assembly. NCBI's taxonomy places the organism in Eukaryota, Viridiplantae, Streptophyta, Magnoliopsida, Fabales, Fabaceae.
AUGAUAAGCAUCAGAGAAGGUCCUUUUGAUUAUGUGAUGAAUCUUCGAUAUGCCUCGGAUCGCAUAUUUGCUCCUUAUACUGUUUACAAGGGCAAAGCGGCAUUCUCGUUGAAUCCUUGUCUUCCAACUUUUACUAAGUUGGAUUCCGGGACUAUUGUAGUUGAUCGACGUGGUUCAAUGAUGAUGACUUUCAUGCAUUCUAUUGGAGAGCGCAAAUAUGACUGGGAGAAGAGACAGAGAUUUGCUCUCUCAGCCACUGAAGUUGGUUCUUUGAUAGCCAUGGGCUCUCAAGAUUCCUCUGAAUUCUUUCAUGACCCUUCAAUGCUAUCAAGUAAUGCUGGCCAAGUAAGGAAGAGCUUAUCAAUUAAGCCUAAUGCAGGCAGUAAUGGAUACUUUGUAUCAUUGACUGUUGUCAACAACCUGUUAAACACCAAAGACUUCUUCAGUGUUCCUAUCACAAAUGCUGAGUUUGCUGUAAUGAAGACAGCUUGCAGUUUUGCAUUGCCACACAUCAUGGGUUGGAACCAGAUAACUAAUCAGCAAUCCAGAGGCACAGUUGACCUUCAACCGAAGGGUGGCUCUCAAGUUUGA